AUGAACUGGUUCAUGAAAAUACAGCAAGUUCAGCAUGUGUACCCAUCCCAAGUCCAGUAUGUAGAAGGUGGAGAGGCAGUGUACACCAAUGGAACCAUUCGCACAGCCUAUGCUUACAACCCAGAGGCCCAGCUGUACGGGCAGGGCAGUGGUGGCCCCUACUUCGACUCACAGGCAGGGAGCACCCAGGUGACCACGGUGGUGUCUUCUGCCAGUGGGGUCCCACCGCACGGCAUGGUGGGCAUUGCCAUGGACGUGGGAGGAAGCCAGAUCAUCUCCAGUACUGGGACCUACCUCAUCCACGGAGGAGGAAUGGACGGGAACCGACACCACACUUCCCACUCCUCCCGUUCCUCAUCCGCAAUGCUUGAAAUGGCGAUUGAAAACCUCCAAAAGUCUGAAGGGAUUGCAUCUCACAAAAGCAGCCUGCUCAACAGCCAUCUGCAAUGGCUGCUAGACAACUACGAAACUGCAGAGGGGGUCAGCCUCCCCAGGAGCUCCCUCUACAACCACUACCUUCGUCACUGCCAGGAGCAGAAACUGGAUCCCGUCAACGCAGCCUCCUUUGGGAAACUCAUUCGCUCCGUCUUCAUGGGGCUGAGAACCAGACGGCUGGGCACAAGAGGGAACUCAAAGUAUCACUACUAUGGGAUCCGUCUGAAACCAGACUCUCCCCUGAACCGCUUGCAGGAAGAUUCCCAGUACAUGGCAAUGAGACAGCAGCCUGUCCACCAAAAACAAAGGUUUAAGCCGCUGCAAAAGGUGGAUGGCAUGGGGGAUAAUUUAGCCGGUGCUGCCCAGAAUUCAGCAGCAACCCCAGAACAAUCUGUGGCUGCUCAAAGUCAGCAUCACCAACAGUUUAUUGACGUGUCCCAUGUUUUGCCUGAAUUCCCGGCCCCUGAGAUUGGAACCUCUCCAGUGCCUGAGGGUAUCAGCAUGAAUGAUGUCAAGAAGCUGCAGAUCCUCUACAGGGAGCACUGUGAG
This is a messenger RNA of Polyodon spathula (Mississippi paddlefish), 984 nucleotides long. RefSeq names its product DNA-binding protein RFX2-like. The record is from RefSeq and is a predicted model, not a curated record. Gene Ontology annotation, molecular function: RNA polymerase II cis-regulatory region sequence-specific DNA binding; DNA-binding transcription factor activity, RNA polymerase II-specific. The transcript is spliced from 8 exons. The annotation marks the transcript as partial. NCBI's taxonomy places the organism in Eukaryota, Metazoa, Chordata, Actinopteri, Acipenseriformes, Polyodontidae. Gene Ontology annotation, cellular component: nucleus. Gene Ontology annotation, biological process: regulation of transcription by RNA polymerase II.